Molecule: messenger RNA, 1834 nt
Organism: Dermacentor silvarum
Lineage: Eukaryota; Metazoa; Arthropoda; Arachnida; Ixodida; Ixodidae
Product: proline-rich protein 2-like
Exons: 9
Coding region: 145-1113 (322 amino acids)
Source: RefSeq, a predicted model, not a curated record
CUCGUAGCGCCCCGGCCGGGAGAGCGCGUCGCGUCGACGUUGUAGGGGGGGAAACCCGUCGCACACUUUUUUUCGCGCUUUCGUCAACGCGCGCGCUCGCGCCUCCAACUAGUGUAUAGUCAGCGUCGUCGACGCAGAACGGAAAUGUGCGUCCUCCUACUAGCGUUGGGCCUUUUGGCCCUCGGUUCGAACCUGGGUUGCGAGGCUCAUUUCUUGGGAUCAGUGGAGCGAGGUCCGUGCCAGGCCAAGAACCCACUGGGCCGCGGCUUCCUGGACGGGACGUGCAUGCCGAUGGUCAAGUGCAAGCAGACGCUGCGUGGCAUCAUCCGACUCAACUUCCCGGUCAUCUGCGGCUUCGAACUGCUCAGGCCCAUCGUGUGCUGCCCCAAUAUGGGACGUCCCGCGCCGGGAUCAGGAGGCGGAGGAGGAGGAGGAGCACCAGGGGAUUUUAGAAACCCGCUGGACCCGUUUAACGUGGUAGAUGGCAUCUUUAAGAGCAUCCCGGGGCUAGGACCGGCAGUGGGAGGCCCACAUGCCGGCGCAAUUGGACCGUUUGGCCCCUACGGAGUCAACAUCCCAGGCGUGAAUUCUUUUGACGACUAUACGCGCUUCCUCGGACUCCCACCUCAAGGGCACAACUUUGGAGCGAUACCAGGCCCUUACCUUCCUCUGAUACCGCAUUUGCCACCAGGUGGCAGCUUCGGAAUUCCAUUCAAUCCCCAAGGCAAUCUGCCAGGACCGGAACCUCAAGUUCCUCACCAGCCCUUCCCGCCUAAUGGCGGUGGCUCUGGAUUUCCCGUUAGGCCGGAGGACAACUAUCCUACAGACGUGGGCCCCCAGCCACCGCACGGGAACUCCCCCGGAACCGGGCCGGUCCCGCCUCGACCGGGAAGCGGAGGCGGCGGACCAAUGAUUCCGUCAAGACCAGCGGUUCCGUCAAGACCAGCGGUUCCGCCAACGCAAGCCAACAAGCCAGGCAAGCGGCCAGUACCUAGCGGUGGCAGCAAUCCUCCAGCGGAGGGAGACGAUGCCGGCGCGCCAUGCGACAAGCCCGAGUGCGAGCCCGAAGACUCCUACAUCCACUUAAUCGACCCGAGAAGAGGGAAGCACUGAACGCUGAACGAGACAGCACUGACCGACCUGCAGCGGGACCACUGUGCACGAGCCGCUGCCCACAUUGUUUUCUUGAGCAGAGCUUCUCCACUUCCCUACCAUCCGCCGAAGAGGCGCGCAUCGUCGAGGCUUGAGCGAUAAGAGCAGAAAUUAAGGGAUUCUUCGCCUCCUCAAAUUACGUAAAAGUAAAUUAAAAGAGGCGCAGCUUCAAAGCAGAGGACACCUCUGCCGACGUUAGUAUAUACUUUGACGUCGUGCGUGCAAAACAAUCGAUCAAUCUCGGUGUCUUGAUUCCAGGUUCGAUGUCGCACUUUUCGCACGGGCGAAAGGCGUUUGACGACGUCAUUCUUGCAGACGAUACACAUUGACGAAGACUAAGCCACAAACGAGUUGAUAACGUGUUCAGCUUUCUGGCCAUCUCCUGUUGAGAAACUAUAUGUACGGAUUUGGGGUCUUGCGAGACAUUAUGUGUAUACACGCGUACACCACCGUUUGCAAGGAUACGAGAUGAUAUUUUCAUUCAAGAAUAGUAUUCUUUCACUUAUUACGUCAGAACCGCUGUCAGACCGUUCGAAUGUUGUCACGCGCGAUACUGAAAGGAAUUGGAUCUCGAGGAAAGCUUUCAUGACAGUGUUGAAAUUCAGACGCAACAUACUGCAAAAGCACCCUGUUGUUACUGCUGUUCUUUGAUGAAAGAGAAAUAAAGGCGUACGCAUGAAAA